Messenger RNA from Cryphonectria parasitica EP155, 1491 nucleotides. RefSeq lists its product as uncharacterized. The transcript is spliced from 4 exons. The record is from RefSeq and is a predicted model, not a curated record. Lineage: Eukaryota; Fungi; Ascomycota; Sordariomycetes; Diaporthales; Cryphonectriaceae. Gene Ontology annotation, molecular function: hydrolase activity, acting on carbon-nitrogen (but not peptide) bonds. The coding region runs from base 1 to 1491 and encodes 496 amino acids.
AUGGCUGCCCCCUGGUCUCGAGCAGACAGCAUCGCCUCCAGCUUCGAAUUGGUGAGCCACGACCCGGCUGGUGAGGAUGAGAUUGCCUUACCACACAGGACGCCGCCACGCGGCGGCAGCGAGCGCUUUGUCAGUACAUUUGCCGAGCUCAAGGCGAACGUCUACCCGCCCGACCCAGAGUACGAUAUCUCGGAGAAGCCAUGGCUUCCAGGGCCUCAGAAGCCGUAUUUGAUCCUGAACGCCAACCUGGUCGACCCGCGCGCGGGUGUCGUCCACAAGAACAUGACCCUACAGCUAGCUGGCGGCAAGAUCCUCAGGGUCAGCCCAACGACGCCCGCCGAUGUCGAGAAGAUUGAUGCUAGCAAAUACUUUGUCUGCCCUGGGCUUAUUGACUGCCACGUCCAUCUCAUGGCUGUGCACGGCAGUGCAACGCUUCAUGGUGCCUUCACUUUCCCUCAUGAGACAGCCAUUUUCAGAUCAGCUGGAACCCUCCGCGGUAUCCUGUCCAAUGGGUUCACAACGGUGCGCGACACGGGUGGCGCUACCAUCGCACACGCCCAGGCCACAGCCGAGUUCCUCAUCCCCGGGCCGCGCGUGUUCCAAGGCGGACGCAUGUUGUCACAGACAGGUGGGCACGGCGACGACACCGAAGUCUGGACCGACAGCCAUUGCUGCAAUAGCAACGGGAUCGCCUCCUCGGCACUGGGCAGGUUGUGUGACGGGGUCCCAGACUGCCUCAAAGCUGCCAGGGAUAACAUCCGCAAGGGAGCCAAUCACAUCAAGGUGUGCACUUCGGGUGGCAUCGCUUCCGAGACGGACAAGCUUGAGUCCCUACAGUUCACGAUCGAGGAACUCCAAGCAAUCAGCACCGUCACCAAGAAUAUGGGCGGUACUCUGGUCACGGCCCACUGCUACACUGCCGAGGGCGUCCGUCAUGCCAUCGAGGGCGGUGUCAGGGGCAUCGAGCAUGGCAACAUGAUCGAUCCGGAUACGGCCAGGCUCAUGGCUGAAAAGAAUGUCUUUUUGACCCCGACCCUGGCCCUGCACACCUUUGUAACCAUGCCUCCAUAUGACAAGUUUGAGACUCCCGAGGGCCUGCGCAAGAACGCCAUCGUGGGAGACGCGGGGGUUCGUGGUAUCCGCUAUGCCGAGGAUGCUGGCGUCUGUGUUUGCUAUGGCACCGACACCACCGGGCCGACCCUGGUCAUGCAGACCUACGAGUUUGUUGUGCGCUCCAAGCUGCUUCCCAGCCCUGUCGUCUUGCGGCAGGCUACCAUCAACGGUGCCAAGCAGCUGGGCAUGGAAGGAAAGCUGGGCGAGCUGGUCGAGGGUGCUUUUGCCGACCUAUUGUUCCUCAAGGAAAAUCCUCUCGAGAACGUGGCGAGCCUGGACCGGAUCAACGAGAACCAAUUGCUAAUCGUGAAAGAUGGGAGAAUAGUGAAGAGCCGCAUCGAAGGAUUGAGACCAGAAAGGAAUUGCGAGUGGAAUUGA